Messenger RNA from Fonsecaea erecta, 1533 nucleotides. RefSeq lists its product as hypothetical. Gene Ontology annotation, molecular function: transmembrane transporter activity. The coding region runs from base 1 to 1533 and encodes 510 amino acids. Gene Ontology annotation, biological process: transmembrane transport. NCBI's taxonomy places the organism in Eukaryota, Fungi, Ascomycota, Eurotiomycetes, Chaetothyriales, Herpotrichiellaceae. The record is from RefSeq and is a predicted model, not a curated record. Gene Ontology annotation, cellular component: membrane. The transcript has 3 exons.
AUGGCGGCUAACCUCGAAGGGUCAUCUCUUAAAAGGGUUGAGACUUUCAAGCGCGACCUGGAAGAGUACAGGGAAGAUGCCCAGGUGCCAACAACGAGCGCGAUAGAGAUGGCGUAUGACGAAAAGUUCCGCAACCGAGUUCUCUGGAAGAUCGACCUCCAUCUCCUGCCAAUGCUGGGCGCAUUAUACACCAUUGCAGUGGUGGACAGGUCAAAUAUCAGUGUCGCCAGGAUCAGUGGGCUCGAUGAGGAUGUCGGCCUGGAUGCGGGUAACAAUGCCUCCAUUGCCCUUCUGGUCUUCUUUAUCGGCUAUAUCAUCUUUGAGCUGCCUUCGAAUAUGCUCAUCCACCGUGUCGGUGCGGCAAAUUGGCUUGCCGGGAUCGCGCUGGCUUGGGGCCUCGUGUCCCUCGGUAUCGGCUUUUUGCAGAACUGGAUUGGACUCGCAAUUUGCAGAGCCAUUCUUGGUGUUUUGGAGGCUGGUUUCUUUCCUGGAUCACCCCGACCAAACCGAGAUCAUGGCUUGGCCCGGGCUGACCUCCGAGUGCUAUAUAAUAGAUGUGUGUACCUCGUCUCGUCCUGGUACCGACGCUACGAGGUUCAAAAGCGACUUGCUGGGUUCUGGUUAACAGCAACCACCCUCACCGCGUUUGCCAAUAUCCUUGCAUACGGCCUGAUUCAGAUUGCUCACCACACCACCUACAAAGGGUGGAGAUGGAUCUUCAUCAUCGAAGGGGCUUUUACUUGCGUCUUGGCAAUCCUGUCCUGGUUCGUCAUCGUCGAGUUUCCCGAUUCCGAUCGCAACAAAUUUCUGUCGCCCGAGGAGAAGGCUUUUGUACAGGCCCGCCUCGCAGAGGACCGUGGCGUCGAGGAGCGCGAAAAGGUAACCUGGCAGGUCAUCUACCGAACGACAAUCGACUGGCAGGUCUGGGCAUAUUCCUUGAUGUACAUGGCCGGUGCGGUGGGGUACUACGCGUUCUCAUUCUUCUUGCCCAUCAUUCUCCGGAAGAGUCUGGGGUACUCGCUAGCCUUGUCGUUCAUUCUCUCGGCGCCGCCGGCCCUGUUUGCGGCCGUUGAGGCGUACCUGGUCUCUUAUGUGGCCGACAAGACCAAGAAAAGAGGCAUCUUCGUCGUCUUCCAGGGUCUCAUGGGCAUCGUUGGGCUCUGCAUGACUGGCUUCCUCAAACAUCCAACACCGCGGUACGUUGGGACGUUUCUCGGAAUCGCCGGGACCAGCGGGCUCGUGGUGACCACGCUAGCCUGGCAAGCCAACAACAUCCGGGGCGAUGCUAAACGAGCCGUGGCAACAGCGGUUCUGAUCUCAAUGUCCGGAGUCGGUGGGAUUUACUCAUCGCUGGUGUUCCGUCAGCGCGAUGCUCCCAAUUAUCUGCCCGGAAUUAUUGCCGUCAUGGCCAUCUGCUGCGCGGCCGUGGCCACCGCUUGCGUGUCUAUCGUGGUUCUGAGCUGGUACAACAAGAAAGCCGACGAGGGUGCGCGAAUCAACGAGAAUCUCGAGGGUUUUAGGUACACGAUUUGA